GCAAUGGCAGGCAAUUACUGUACCAUGAAGUACGGCUUUAAUUCACCAAAAAGAGUAACUGUGGUGGAGCCUGGCCAAAUACAGAACAAAUCUUUGAUGGGAAUGCGUAGAAAACAUUCAGAAAGAUGAUUUAUGGCAACCUUAAGCAACAUCUUAUCUUGUCUGGCUAUACAUUGCUUCUCAAUUAACUCAAAUAAAUGUUUUCCCCAAAUGCAGGACGAGGCGAAAAGAAACAGAUGGGAUGCUUUGGGUACCCACUCAGCAUCUUUUUUAUUGUCAUCAAUGAGUUCUGUGAAAGGUUUUCCUACUAUGGAAUGCGAGCGGUGUUGGUUUUGUACUUCAAAUAUUUUCUGCAAUGGGACGACAACCUUGCCACUGUUAUUUAUCACACGUUCGUUGCCAUCUGCUACCUGACUCCAAUUCUUGGGGCCAUUAUUGCUGAUUCUUGGCUUGGAAAAUUCAAGACCAUCAUCUACCUGUCUAUUGUUUAUGCAGUUGGCCAAGUGGUCAUGGCUAUCAGUGCUAUUCAUGAUCUCACUGAUGGAAAUAAAGAUGGGACCCCAGAUACUAUUGAAGUCCAUGUUGCCCUGUCAGUUAUUGGCCUUCUCCUUAUUGCUUUGGGCACAGGAGGAAUCAAACCUUGUGUAGCUGCCUUUGGUGGAGACCAGUUUGAAGAGAACCAGGAUAAACAGAGAAGUCAGUUCUUUUCCAUAUUUUAUCUAUCAAUCAACGCAGGAAGUCUUCUAUCAACUAUUAUAACACCUAUCCUCCGUGGACAAGAGUGUGGUAUCCACAGCCAGCAGAAGUGCUACCCACUGGCAUUUGGUGUCCCUGCUGCCCUUAUGGUUGUUGCUUUAGUUGUUUUUAUCGUUGGAAACUCAAUGUACAAAAAAGUCUCUCCCCAGGGCAACGUUAUAGUAAAGGUUUCCAAGUGUAUUGGUUUUGCUAUUAGCAACAGAUACAGGAAUCGCAGUAAGUCAAUACCAAAGAGAGAGCACUGGCUGGACUGGGCAAAAGAACAGUAUGAUGAACGUCUCAUUGCUCAGAUUAAGAUGGUCUUAAAGGUUCUUUUUCUCUACAUUCCUCUGCCAAUGUUCUGGGCUCUCUUUGAUCAGCAGGGAUCAAGAUGGACUCUUCAAGCAACCACAAUGGAUGGGAAUUUUGGUGCAAUGCAAAUUCAGCCAGACCAGAUGCAGACCGUUAAUCCUAUUCUGAUCAUUGUUCUCGUACCAAUUUUUGAUGCAGCAUUAUACCCCCUUAUAAGAAAAUGCAAACUGAAUUUCACACCUUUGAAAAGAAUGACAGUGGGAAUGUUCCUUGCUGCCAUGGCGUUUGUUGCUGCUGCACUCGUCCAAGUAGAAAUAGAUAAAACGCUGCCAACUUUUCCAUCUAGUAAUCAGAUUCAACUAAAAGUUAUAAAUUUAGGUACGCAAGAUGUUAACGUUGACUAUAUGACAAACCUUCCAUCUCCUGCAUCAAUACCUUCUUUCCAGGCAAGUGAAUAUCAGACCCUUGAUCAGCCAAGUAAUGUUAGCUUCAGCUAUGGAAUCGACAACAAAAUCUUUCCCCUGCAAGAUCUUGCAGAACGGACCCGCUACACCGUUAUAGUAAAGAAUGGGCAAGAAAUCCAAACAAAUUUCUUUGAAGACAUAAGUAACAAGCCAGAGCAAGGCAGCAACGCAAUCAGAUUUGUCAACAGUUUGCAAGAAACUAUCAACAUAACGCUGGGUGCCGUUUCUGUGGGAGAGGUGAUGCCAAUGCAGGUGUCUAAUUAUACUAUGCUAAAUCUAGGAACAAAACAAAUCGAAGUUAAAGUAGGUGAGAAAACAUGCAAAGUUGAAUCAAUGAAAUUUGGCUUUGGGAGCUCAUACACCAUAAUCAUUAAGGAGUGUACCACAGAGCUAUUAGUUGAUUAUGUUGAAGACAUUAAAGCCAACACUAUUCACAUGGCUCUCCAGAUUCCACAGUACUUCCUUAUUACAGCUGGUGAGGUUGUCUUCUCAGUCACUGGUCUGGAGUUUUCAUAUUCUCAGGCUCCUUCCAACAUGAAAUCUGUUCUCCAAGCUGGAUGGCUGUUGACUGUUGCUGUUGGUAAUGUCAUUGUCCUUAUUGUGGCUGGGGCAUCGCACAUAAGUCAACAGUGGGCAGAGUAUGUGCUCUUCGCUGCUCUUCUGGUAGCUGUUUGUAUCAUCUUUGCCGUCAUGGCCUACUUCUACACUUAUGUGGAUCCUGCCGAGAUUGAAGCUCAGUUUGAUGAAGAGGAGAAGAAAAAGAAUGCAAAGGAAAUAGAAGCAAUGGGUGUUCCGAAUGGAGAUGGACCUUAUUCACAAACAAAAAUGUAAUAUGGGAUGAUGAUAAAAAAACUAUGUACUGUAUAUAAUUUGGGAAAUACAUUGUUGCUUGGAAAUCAACUAAAGAUAUUGCUGGAGAGCAGUGGAAGAUAAAGUGGAAUCAUUCUGUGCCAGCGCUCAGCUUCUGGAGUUUGAUGCUCUUCAUGAUCUGUUUUCAGAUAAAGAAUAUUGAUAAAUGACAAUGAUCUUCUGCAAUUACUAUAUAGAGAAAAAAUAAAGAUUGAUACCUUGUUUUUUUCCCUUUGCUUUAAUGUUCCAGUGCCUUAUAAAAAACAUGUUAUGCUACAUAUAUGUUGUAUAUGUGCUACAGAAAUGUAUCACACUGCAGUGCAGCCCUAAGCACAACCAUGGAAUCCCCCCAGGUAAACACACCUAACACACAUAAGGAGUCCAACUAUGAGCAAAUAUAUUUAGCAGUAGUGGUGUUUUUUCAUGUUACAUGUAACCUGAAGUUCAGAUAUUAGUCAGAUAUUGGUGCUCUGUUAUUUGCAACUUUAGACUAACAUGUAACUAUUAAACAGCCAUUGUUAACAAUAGUCUUUCGUGGUUUUUAGAAUAAAGAUGGCAGAUGUUGUUGGAUCUAGUUUUGCAAGCAGUGAGAAUAAUGAAGUCCAAGCUAUAUGCUGAGCUAGUUACCGAUCCAUUCU
Xenopus laevis (African clawed frog) is the source of this 2998-nucleotide messenger RNA. It is a transcript of the gene slc15a1.L, whose product is annotated as solute carrier family 15 (oligopeptide transporter), member 1 L homeolog. Bases 198 to 2342 code for a protein of 714 amino acids. The record is from RefSeq and is a predicted model, not a curated record. Lineage: Eukaryota; Metazoa; Chordata; Amphibia; Anura; Pipidae. The transcript is spliced from 22 exons.